AAACUGAAAAUUCAUAAAUAAUGGAAAUUAAAGUGUUCUCUGUUUUCUGAGUGAGUCGUUUUGUCCUAGAAAUUAUGUUUAUCUGCGCAAUAUGAUUAAACAAAGAUUAGUAAAGAACAUGUCAUUUCUUGGAAGGAAACAUGAGAAAAAACUGAUCUUUAAAUUGUUGUCCGAAACCGAAAGGAGGCAAAUUUAUGACGGGUUAGCUGCAUUUCACAUUCAUCGUCAUGUGGUUUAGAAGUAUUAAGAAGUAAUUAAAAACAUAUUAACCGUUGAUGAAGAAAUCGCCUAACCACAUAAAGACAUGGACGAGCAGUUAGUAUUUCGGGAGCCAUGGGGUGACUUCUGGCAGAUCAAUCAAGGUUAUUCUUCAACCGGUCAAGAAGAACCACUGAAUUUGAGUUCAGCUCGGAUGGAAAGUUUCGUGCCCCAAGAGUCUAAUUGGAAUGGAACAUUGAACUAUUGUCCAGUUGAAAUACCCUUGUAUGACUUCAGAAAUGACCAAACGAAUGAACCUUUAAACAGUUUCCCAUUGUCAAUAGCAGCGGCCAACAUAGACACAGUUAGAGUUCUCGAAGAUAUUAGAUUUACACCGCCAAGUUCCUACCAACAGGAUAGAAUAACACCGUCUUCUUUCGACCAUGAUAGAAUAUUACAAUUAAGCUCUAAUGACCAAGAAAUAAUACCAUCGCCAAGUUCUAACUACCUAGAUAGAACAUCACCUCCACGUUAUUUUCAACAGGAUAGAAUAACAUCACAUAGUCCCUACCACAAUGAUGAAGACCACGAUAAAUACCUGCCACCAAAGAAAAGGAGAAGAGUACAUGAAAAUGAUUUUAACGCCAAUGUUGUGCCUUAUAUCAAUUUGGAUCCCGAUAUUCCAGAGGAUAUUAUAGAAAGCCGUCUACCAAAUCCGGACUUCAUACGAUAUUGUACUGCAAGGGUGUUCGUCGUUGGCUUGAAUAACUUCCGAGGGCAGGUUGAAUCAGGAGAGGAAGUUUCCUUGAUUAAGGAUGGCUCAAGCAAAACCAGUAUGGUGGCAACAAAUCGGUUUGGCAUAGAAGUAGGAUAUCUGAAAUCUGAUGUUUCAGGGGUUAUCUCGCCACUAAGAGACAAAAAAGUCAUAGGAAUAGAAAGCACCGCUAUACAUGGAAGUCAGGAUGCUCUCCUCAACAGCAUAGCGAUAUACCUCAAAAUAUUUGGGAAGGAAGGUUACAAGCUUUCCACUUUGAAAAAAUUAAUUGAAUUAAAGGUGCCACUUAACAUUGACAUCGGCCCCACUGAAUCUCAAGAAGACAUUAUGGGCGCACUCGAUAUCAACGAGAAAUCUGAGGGCAUAUUCUUUAACGAAAACCACUUCUUAAACAUGAAAGAGGAAUCGGACGCCAUUAAUACACUUUUCGAGAACCUUGCGGAAGAAGACAAAAUGACCCCUGCAGAACCAUCAAAGGAAAUAGUUACACCGUUGCAUAUGCACCAGAAACAAGGCCUUCACUGGAUGAUAUUGAAGGAGAAUGGGAGUCAACUUCCCCCUUUCUGGGAUCUCAAAGAAGGACUGUAUCAUAACAGUAUAACAUCAGUUAAACAAAAAACAAAACCUCGCAGUAUCAGGGGUGGCAUUCUAGCUGAUGAGAUGGGACUAGGGAAAACAUUAACAGUGAUAUCUCUUAUCAAGACGAAUUCAAAGAAUGCUGGAAAAAUACCAUCUAAAAUUAAAGACACAGAAAAUGGUGCUGAUACAUCUUCUGACAAAGGAAACCCGGGGAGUAAAAAGAACAUGCAUUGUGACCCAGAGGAGCAAGCAAGCAAUGAAGAAAUGCUCUCAGAAAAUGAAGAAGUAGCGACACAUUAUGAGGAGAUUUCUGACAAUGAAAAUCCACACGAGAUUUUAGACAUUCAGUCUAAUUUAGAUGAGCAAACUAUACAUAGGGAUGAAGCUUCCAACAACAGCCUGUUGAGGGAAGAGGGAGAACUUAAUGGUGAUAUUGGAGAGACGACCAAAGAUGAAAACAUGGAUAUAACUGUACAUGGGGGUGAAGCUUCCAAUAGCGGCCUUCUGGGGGAAGAGGGAGAACUAAAUGGUGAUACGGAAAAGACGACAAAAGAUGAACACGUGGGUAUUUCUGAAAACCUAGCAAUAAAUAAAACUAUAGUUCGUGAGACCAAUGAGGGUUGGAGAAACGAAGAUGAGUCUAAGGAUGCAGGCAUACUUGAAACGAAUCCUGAUCAAAUUAAAAAUGAUGAUAUGUCCCCAGAAAACGAGGAUCCAGUGACUGAUACAAAAGAAUCUCCUAACAUUGAAACGCAAGAUGAACAUGGAGACUUUCACUCCGACUUAGAUGAGCUUACCAAAAUUGGAAACGUUGACUCUAAAGUUAGUUAUAUAAAUGAAGAGGGAGAAAUAACAUUUGAUGCAGAAAAAGGGGAAGAUGAAGGUAUGCGAAAAGAUGCCCAGUUAGGUCCUGUCACAAAAGAGACAUUGACGGACGAGGAAGAAUCUACAGGAAAAGAGGAACACAAUACAAACUUAGAUAACCCGAGUGAAAAUAAAGAUUCAAAGGAUGAAGAUGAAAAACCACAGCUCUUUCUCACCAAAAUAACAGAUGAGACAGAAAAGAAGGAGCCUGUGAAAGGAACCAAAUUAAAGAAGACAAAGAAAAAGAAGAAAUUUUCAAAGACGACACUGAUUGUCGCCCCUGUUUCUGUCAUCAAUGUCUGGGAAACCCAGAUUAUACAACAUGUGGACGAUAGGUAUCCACUGAAAACCUACACUUUUCACGGGAGGAAAAGAGUAGAGGAUGUGUCCAUCCUCACCCAGAACGAUGUCGUACUCACGUCCUACGAUACAUUGAGGAUUGACGCAAAGACAAACCGCAUUCUCCAAGAGGUAAAUUGGCUCCGUGUGGUGCUCGAUGAGGGACACAAGAUAAAAAAUCCCUCUUCUAAACAGACACAGGCUAUCAACAGUCUCCAGUCAGAAAGAAGGUGGAUCCUAACAGGUACUCCAAUCCAAAACAAAAUCGAGGAGCUAUGGUCCCUUAUAUCGUUCCUUAAAAUAGACACAUUUACUGAUGUAAAUCAAUGGAGAAAAAUAAUCGUGGACCCUCUGGUGUCUGGGGAUGAGAAUGCCAAAAGGCGGAUAUUUCAUCUUGUAAAUUUUAUUGCAUUAAGAAGAACGAAAACUUCUACCAUACGUGGAGAAAGAAUACUUUCUUUACCUCAGAAAACUGUGGUUGUGAAAGAAAUCCGGUUUAGUGAGGAAGAAAUGGAGGUUUACAGAGAUUUUGACAGAGGAUGCAAACAGCUAAUUCGACGGUAUCUGAUGUUCUAUUUUGGAAAAAUAAAAGUGGGUAGGUCUCUCAGCGAACUGGAGAGCAAACAGACUGGAAUAGAAAAGCUUGCUUCACUACUGAGACUCUCUGAAAAUGAGUGUUGCAGUGUUUGCUUAGAAGAAAUAAGUGUGACUGAAGGUACAAACGCUCCCGUUAUUACAGACUGUGAUCAUAUCUUCUGCAAGUCGUGUAUUGUUGGAGUAAUUCGGCAACAUGGCACCUGUCCAAACUGUCGAGGAAUUCUGACAAUGGAUUCUUUAACGGAAUGUCCUCCUGGUGAACUUGCCCUUCGCUUACAAAGACCUGAACUAGACAAAUCUGUGCUUAGUACCAAGACAACGGCAUUGAUGGUAGAUUUGCAUCAAUUACGAGAUGAGUUUCCGCGGGAGAAAUGCGUUAUUGUCUCAGAAUUCACCACCCUUUUGGAUGUAAUCGAGGAGCCACUUAAAAGUUCAAACUUCCGAUUCGUCCGACUGGAUGGUAAAAUGACUCAGAGGGCUAGGGCUAAAAGCAUCGAAGUGUUUUCAAGUCCAGGUGAUGACUCCCCCACUGUGAUGUUGUUGUCGCUAAAAGCUGGAGGAGAGGGCAUCAGUCUUGUAGCAGCAUCCAGAGUCUUCCUCCUUACACCGGUCAUAUAA
This is a messenger RNA of Saccostrea cuccullata (small rock oyster), 3970 nucleotides long. RefSeq names its product helicase-like transcription factor. Gene Ontology annotation, cellular component: nucleus. Gene Ontology annotation, molecular function: ATP-dependent chromatin remodeler activity; ATP binding. Bases 305 to 3970 code for a protein of 1221 amino acids. The transcript is spliced from 20 exons. Gene Ontology annotation, biological process: DNA repair. Lineage: Eukaryota; Metazoa; Mollusca; Bivalvia; Ostreida; Ostreidae. The record is from RefSeq and is a predicted model, not a curated record.